AUGUUUAUUAUUUUUUUAUUAAAAAAUUAUGGCUGUAUAUUAAAAGAAAACAAUGAAAUGGCAAUUGUCGAAGUACAUCAUUCUAACGGCUCUUUAGACAAUAGCAAUGAUGUUAAUACAAAGCCAAGUACAAGUAAAGAAUCUUGUGGUAUAACUAUUGAUAAACAGGCAAAUAGUAAUAAUGUAGGAACAGUGGAAGAAGAUAAUAAAAAUAAGCGGGAAAAUAUUACUGGCGAACUUGAUUUGGAUUUGUGUGAUUCAUAUUCUACAGAAGAAUCACCAGUUUCUGUUGUGAAGAGUAUAUUUAUAUUUAUACUUGUAUUGUGUUGUGUUUUAGUACCUGUAAGUCUAGUGGUAGCAUUUACAAAGCCUGCUAGUGUAUAA
Messenger RNA from Vairimorpha ceranae, 384 nucleotides. RefSeq lists its product as hypothetical. The record is from RefSeq and is a predicted model, not a curated record. The transcript has a single exon. The coding region runs from base 1 to 384 and encodes 127 amino acids. NCBI's taxonomy places the organism in Eukaryota, Fungi, Microsporidia, Nosematidae.